AUUCAGUUUAAUAUAGCUGCUCCACCUAGUGGCUACAGUGCUGUUCUCUCCAGCAAACAAGGGGCCAACCACCAGGUCUUCUGUUUCAACUUUGUUUCGGAAAAAGAUUCCACCGCCACAAGAUAUUUAUAUACCAAGCUACAAUGUAGCUAAGAGCCAGGUUAUCCCCUCCUGGGGAGACAUCCGUGGAGGGGGCCUGAGGGGUUCAGAAACUCUGAGAUUCACCUUUGAAAUGUGCCUCUGCAGUUGAGGCACUGGGGGUUCAGCAUCCCGACGCCAGGGCUCGCAUCCCCAGGUAGGGGCAGGAAGCAGCAUUAACGUAGGUGCUGUCCCUUGCCCACAGAAAGCUGCCCCUGGGCUCCGCACGCUGGUGCCUGCGGCGGAUGCUGUCUCCACUUGAGACAUUUUGCCGCACGUUCUCCCUGGUGCUCUCUCACACGGGCUCCGCUCUCCUGGCCGGGGCUGUGCCGGGAGGCUGACAGCCCCUCGCCCGGGCUGGCUACGCCCAGGGUGGUAAGCGCUGUGCGCGUGAGAUGGGCGCCGAGCAGGGCUCGCAGUCAGUGCGGCGUCCGGGGAGCGGAGCCGGCGUUUGCAAUGUGGGGAACCUGCCACUGCUCUGGGUGCAGCUGGGAGAGUCCGGGGGCCGCCGUGGCCACCGCGCGCGGGGCCUUGCGCUCAGUGUCGGUGUCACUCGCCAUGCGCUGCUGGCUGGCUGGGCAGGGAAGGGGGAGCGGAUGCACCGCCACAGCAGCACAACGGCGCGGGAGCCUGGCAGGGUGCCGCCACCAAACUACAACUCCCAGCAUGCCUUGGGCGGAGCCGGGUCUGAGGCGCACGCGCAGUGCUGCAGCUCUUAGGCGGCUGGUGCCACGUAGGUUCAGCAUGGCUGCUGUGUUUGCGGAUCUGAACGUCGCGGGCGCGCCGGAGAGGAAGUCGCUGCAGAGUUUGCUGGAGGCCGCCGCGCACCUGGGAUAUUCAACUGUUGCUAUUAACCAUGUCAUUGAUUUCAAAGAAAAGAAACAGGAGAUUGUCAAACCAAUAUCUCCUUCAGAACUGUUUCCAUCUUUGCCUAUUGUACAGGGAAAAUCCAAACCAAUUAAAAUUGUAACCAGACUAACACUUGUAGUUUCGGAUCCUUCUCACUGCAAUGUAUUGAGGUCAACAUCUACAAAUAUAAGAUUGUAUGACAUCAUAGCAGUGUUUCCAAAGACGGAGAAACUGUUUCAUGUCGCUUGCACAAAUCUAGAUGUGGAUCUGAUAUGCAUAAAUGUAACAGAAAAGCUGCCAUUCUACUUCCGAAGACCCCCUGUUAACAUGAAUAACUUCUCCACUAGUCAGUACUUGAGUACUGUGGUAAUGAGUGCUACGGAGAACCCUCAACUUUGGAAGGCAAUAGAUCGCGGUGUUUACUUUGAACUUCUUUACACCCCUGCCAUCAAAGACUCUACAAUGAGAAGAUACACAAUUUCAAAUGCUCUGAGUCUGAUGCAGAUCUGCAAAGGAAAGAACAUAAUUAUAUCUAGUGCAGCUGAAAGGCCAUUAGAACUUCGAGGUCCUUACGAUGUGGCUAAUCUAGGUUUGUUGUUUGGCCUGUCUGAAAGUGACGCCAAGGCAGCUAUUUCUACCAACUGCAGAGCAGUCCUCCUUCACGGAGAAACCAGAAAGACUGCUUUUGGGGUGGUGUACACCAAGAAAACCCACCGAGCUUCGGAGGAGGAAGGUGUUCUCCCAGUCCGCAAGAAAGCCAAGACUGAAGUAUGAGGAUCAAACCCAACUUCUCAGCUUCUACGAAGUCCUUUCUUCCCAUGCUACCCACCUACAAUGCCUUGAUUCAUUAUUUUAAUUUGUUCAGCUAAGAAUCUUUUAUUAAAAAAAAAAGUUUGUUUGUG
Messenger RNA from Chelonoidis abingdonii (Abingdon island giant tortoise), 1889 nucleotides. RefSeq names its product ribonuclease P/MRP subunit p30 (gene RPP30). The record is from RefSeq and is a predicted model, not a curated record. Gene Ontology annotation, biological process: tRNA processing. NCBI's taxonomy places the organism in Eukaryota, Metazoa, Chordata, Testudines, Testudinidae. Gene Ontology annotation, molecular function: RNA binding. Gene Ontology annotation, cellular component: nucleolar ribonuclease P complex.